Messenger RNA from Aspergillus uvarum CBS 121591, 1125 nucleotides. Its product is annotated as putative mannosylphosphorylation protein (Mnn4). Bases 201 to 1094 code for a protein of 297 amino acids. The transcript has 7 exons. NCBI's taxonomy places the organism in Eukaryota, Fungi, Ascomycota, Eurotiomycetes, Eurotiales, Aspergillaceae. The record is from RefSeq and is a predicted model, not a curated record.
CGCCCAUACCGUAUCAUCACCAGUCUCCCCAGUCCCACGUCCUUAUCUCCGUCCGGGCUUGUGCAACAUAGGGUCAGAGCAUGCAGUCGCCUUCUUGAAUUGAACCAGGUUGAACUAUAUAUACACCUAUAUUUAUAUUGCUUAAAUAUAAAUAUAUAUAUAUAUAUAAAUCAUACACUCACAUUUAUACGUGUCGCACUAUGUGGUUCUCUACGCCCCGGUUACUCGCCGGACUUUAUGGGUUAACACUGGCUGUCGUGGGGUCAUCUGCUGUCGAUGUUGAUUUCAUGAGCGUGAGGCCUACUGUGGCCAAGGAAUACUCUGGAAAAGGCGGAGAUCCAGGUCCAAAAUAUUUCAAGGAAUCAGACUUUCACUACCAUUAUGACGGCCGCUUUGCCGACAAGCCUCUCUCGGACGAAGAGACUAUUCCGCACCUGUCGGAACUCAUCCGAACCUAUCUGUCAACAAUGGCAGACCUUGGUGCCGAGACAUGGAUCAUGCACGGGACUCUUCUGGCAUGGUGGUGGAAUCAGAAGAUCUUCCCUUGGGACAAUGACCUCGAUGUCCAAAUCUCUGAGCCCACAAUUCACUUCCUUGCCGAUUAUUACAAUAUGACGGAACACCAUUUUGAGAUUCCCGGAGUGGAGGGCGGACGAACUUACUUGCUCGAGAUAAAUCCUAACUACGUCAUCCGGUCUACCGAUGAUAAGUUGAAUGUCAUUGAUGCGCGUUGGAUUGACACUUCCUCCGGAUUGUUCAUCGACAUCACCGCCGUGCGCAAGGAUGACGACAGACGAGAACGCGGUGACCCCGGUGCUCUGAUGUGUAAAGACGGCCACCGGUUUGAUGAGACCGAAAUCUUUCCGCUACGGAAUAGUUAUUUCGAGGGUGUUCCCGUCAAAAUUCCGUUUGAAUAUGUCCGACUUCUCAAGAAGGAAUACGGCUCGAAAUCGAUGACCGCUACCACAUUCCAAGGGCACCAUUUCAACGAUGCCACAGAAGUGUGGGAUAAACAAAGGAAACGACAGUUUUGGCGCCGCCAGCCAGUCGACGUACCCGUUCGAACCACGCCUCUCGGGCCUUUGUUUCGAUGAAACUCGAAGACUGUUUUAAAUCUUUAAGGCC